AUGGAGCUUAUCCUCAUCCAAGCCAACGCUUAUUACGGGUUGUAUUUCAGCCAGCCGCCGGAUCUGGUUCCACGCUACAGCCAUUCCGACAGCUUAGCAGAUGUUUUCGAUGUCGUCAACAAAGCAUUGGACAAGCUUCUAACCAACGACAACCAAUUCGCCCUCAGCAUACUCAACGAAGCUUGCACAAACGCAAACAAAAUGUUCCUGGCACAGCCUCUUCAGAUCAUCGUACAAUUCAGUGCGUGCUUCUCGAGACGGGGAUGGUCUCAGUACGGAGAUCUUCAGUCGGAAGCCAUGAGUCGCCUCACGGAAAUGGCUCAAAAAGCCCUUGGUCCAAAUCACAUCGUGACGACAAUUCUCGACCUCAUGCCCAAGGGACAUAUAUCCCGAUAUCUCAGCUCUCGGCUGUUGCGCCUCACUGCAGACGCUGCGAUCUUAAACUUACAGGGUUCGCCUUCGCAGUUGCUGGAUGCUGCUUUACAUUUGACGUUGCUGUCUUCCGAGAUAUACCGUGACAUUGGCGAGGAAUCGCCUUUGCUGAGACACAAAGUGGUCUCGCCUCAAGGCUGGGAUAGGGUUCAAGAUACCUAUGUGCCAAGGCUCUACAAGCUUGGAUACCUUCGAUCUACACAACAGCAACCUGACGAGGCUUUGAGGUUGCGGAAAGAAGUGAUAGAACUGACUGAGGGGCUUCAGGGGCUACCGCUCUUGAAAACCAGAAUGUGGACAUUCAACUGCAUCGGACAUCUCUACGCCAAAGACAAACUUCUCGAGAAAAGCGCAGAGAACUACAGGUCAGCGUUGCGAUUGAGUCUCUUGCCCUUGCCUAUGAAUGAGGCGGAUCGUCUGAGGCGCUUUGAAUGGUUGACACAAAUUCAGGCCUAUUGCGUUCAGAGCGGAAAGGUGGCAGAGGUGGCAGAAUUGCAGGUGGAGUUUAGCUCUCUUUGGAAGGAUUACAAUAAGCGGAUGGGGAAGGAUGAGGACCAAUGA
This is a messenger RNA of Cladophialophora psammophila CBS 110553, 993 nucleotides long. RefSeq lists its product as uncharacterized. The record is from RefSeq and is a predicted model, not a curated record. The transcript has a single exon. Bases 1 to 993 code for a protein of 330 amino acids. Gene Ontology annotation, molecular function: protein binding. NCBI's taxonomy places the organism in Eukaryota, Fungi, Ascomycota, Eurotiomycetes, Chaetothyriales, Herpotrichiellaceae.